AAUUAGUAAAAUUAGAUUUUUUUUAAAAUCAAUUUUUACCAUAUUUCAUUAUUUUUAAUUAUAUUUAAUUUGUGAUUAAAUGAUGUCAUAAUUUGUUUAAAAAAGUUAAUCUGUGAUAAACUUUUAACAGGUAGGAAAUACGAUAUUCAACAAUUUCUUCUUAAACAAGUUAAGGGUACCCCAAUUAUAAGAGAAAGAAGUGGGCUAUAUAUUGAUAGUGCACCACUCACCCAUAUACAGAAUAUUAUUGCUUUAAAGAGGAAAAAAAAGAAAAGGAUUCAAACUCUGAAAAAAUGGGUCAACUCCACGUUUUAUUUGUCCCGGUGAUGGCUCACGGCCACAUGAUUCCCACACUGGACAUGGCCAAGCUCUUCGCUUCCCGUGGCGUCAAGUCAACCAUAGUCACCACCCCACUGAACCGGACCGUUUUCGCCGGAGCCGUAGAUAAACAGACCGGGUUGGGUCACCAGAUGGAGAUCCGUCUCCUCGAUUUCCCCGGCGCCCGGGUCGGAUUGCCGGAGGACUGCCAGCGGCUCGAUCAGCUCGCCUCCGACGAAGAAAUCCCCAGGUUCAUGAAGGCCUGCUCCUUGCUCCAGGAGCCCUUCGAGCAGCUCCUGGAGGAGCUCCGCCCGCACUGCGUCGUCGCCGACAUGUUCUUACCUUGGGCCACGGCCGCCGCCGCCAAGUUCGGCAUCCCUAGACUCGUGUUCCACGGGACCAACUCCUUCGCCUUGUGCGCCACGCACAGCCUCAAAAUCCACAAGCCGUACCUGAACGUCUCCUCCGAUUCGGAUCUGUUCGCGAUUCCGGAUCUCCCGCACCAGGUGAAGCUCACCCGAUUGCAGGUUUCUCCGUUCUCACGCGCCGGCCAGGAAGAGGAAUCCCCCAUGUCGGAGUUCAUGAGACAGGUUAGCAUGUCGGAGGAGACCAGCUUCGGGGUCAUCUUCAACAGCUUCGACGAGCUCGAACCGGAAUAUGCAGAGCACUACAAGAAUGUUCUUGGCCGGAGGUCCUGGUUUGUGGGUCCGCUUUCCCUCUCUAACAGGGACACAGAGGACAAGGCCCAGAGGGGGAAGAAAUCCUCAAUCGGCGAGAAAGAAUGCCUGGAAUGGCUUGAUUCCAAGAAACCCCACUCGGUGGUUUACGUUUGUUUCGGAAGCGUUGCCAGCUUUGCGGAUUCUCAGCUCCGGGAAAUGGCCGCCGGGAUCGAAGCUUCCGGACAGGAGUUCAUCUGGGCGAUAAGAACGCCAGCAGGGGAGAAGGAGGAAUGGAUGCCGGAAGGAUUCGAGGAGAGAACGAGAGGAAAGGGGAUGAUCAUAAGAGGGUGGGCCCCGCAAGUGCUGAUUCUCGACCACGGAUCAGUGGGCGCAUUCGUGACGCACUGCGGGUGGAACUCAACGCUGGAAGGGGUGUGUGCGGGCGUGCCCAUGGUCACCUGGCCAGUCUUCGCAGAGCAGUUCAUCAACGAGAAGCUGGUGACGGACAUUCUUCGGACAGGUGUAGGGGUGGGGUCCAAGGAGUGGAAAAGAUCGGGAAGUGACGGGGUGAAGAGAGAAGCGGUCGUGGAGGCGAUCAAGAAGGUGAUGGUCGGGGAGGAGUCGGGGGAGAUGAGGAGCAGAGCCAAGGCGCUGAAAGAGAAGGCGAGAGAGGCGAUCGAGGAAGGCGGGUCUUCUCACUCGGGUUUGAGUGACUUGCUUGAUGAAAUGAGGACUUAUCACACUGCUAAACUCUGAAUGAUUAUCGCUUGGUGAUCGUCCAACCGGUUCUGAAGGAUUUUCAUGAUGAGAUUCAUCUUCUUCUUUCUUUUUUGAUACAUUCCCUGUUUUACUCUCUAUACAUGUUGUCAUCAAUCCCACAUUGUUAUUGUUACUCAUUGUUAUGUUGUCUGACACAAUCUAGAAAGAUGGCAUUGGUGCUGCUCUAGUGCUAAUUGUGUUGUUU
This is a messenger RNA of Cuscuta campestris, 1941 nucleotides long. NCBI's taxonomy places the organism in Eukaryota, Viridiplantae, Streptophyta, Magnoliopsida, Solanales, Convolvulaceae. The record is from the annotation of a GenBank genome assembly.